UAAAGAAGCAAGCCUCGGCACGCGCUUGAUAAAAGCCUUCCUGGAUUUCUCGACGGCGCAGCGCGUCCCAUCACUAAUUCCAGGCUUCACUUUCAAAAUUAAUUUUUCCAUUUUAUCAGCUAUCAUUCGGCUGAACCCGGCACUGCUCGAGCAUCUUCGGAAGUAAUGGGCGUGCUCGAAUGCAGAGUGCGUCUCAACCGGCGGUACAAUCGGAUGAUCCCGGGCGGGCGGAGCCAAUUAGGAGGAAAUGGUACAGUUGGCUGACUCCUCCUAAGAAAACCGGCGACGACCAUCAGUACCCGGCAGUUUCAUCGUACAUCUGUACCGCUUUCAACUCAACGUUACAGCAGCGUGUUAAAUCUCUUGAGCCAGUCUUAGGUCACUCACAAAAACCACACCAACACUUACUUCUAAACCAAGCGGCACUCGUAUGGUGCAAUUUUUUUUUAGAAAUAUACGCCAAGGGCUUGGAAAUUAACGUUUCAGAGAAAUUGCUGCAGGAUGGAGACGCAAAUACAUGUACCCGUGGGCUCGCCGGUAAUUAGAAAAAUCCCAGUUUUCGUGGACGAGCGCAACGUAACGGAGGGAGCGAUGAAGCUCAUUAAAGAGCUGAGACCGGCGUGGGACUCGAGCGACGUCAAGACCAAGCUCUUCACCGAUGGAACCACCAACAAGCUAGUGGGCUGCUACGUGGACGACAGUCCAGAUGACGUAGUCCUGGUCCGAGUAUAUGGAAACAAAACAGAGCUGAUUGUGGACCGAGACAAUGAGCUUAAGAGCUUUCAGGUGCUGCAUGCUAAUGGUUGUGCUCCUCGCCUCUAUUGCACCUUUCUAAAUGGCAUCUGCUAUGAGUUCAUGCAGGGAGAUGCACUUGGAACGCAGGAUGUCAGAGAUCCUACUCUGCUCAGGCUGAUAGCCAGGGAAAUGGCUCGUAUCCACGCCAUCCAUGCACACAACGGCUGCAUCCCCAAACCCAACCUCUGGAUCAAGAUGCGGAAAUAUUUCUCACUUGUAGCCACAGAAUUCACAGAGCAAGCCUCCAACAUCAGAAUACAGCAGGAAGUUCCCAGCAAGGUGGUGCUGGAGCAGGAGAUGGUUUGGAUGAAGGAGCAUCUUUCCACACUGGGCUCACCUGUGGUGCUCUGUCACAAUGACCUGCUCUGCAAGAACAUCAUCCACAACAGCAAAGAGGGUCAUGUGCGCUUCAUCGACUAUGAGUACUCCAGCUACAACUACCAGGCCUUUGACAUCGGCAACCACUUCAAUGAAUUUGCAGGUAUGACUGAGCCGAACUAUGGACUCUAUCCUAGUCGGGAGAUGCAAAUGGAGUGGCUCAAGGUGUAUCUGCAGGCUUACAAACUCUUCACCAAGAACACAGAGGAGGUCAGCCAGCGAGAGCUAGAGACGCUCUACGUUCAGGUCAACAAGUUUGCUCUGGCUUCUCACUUCUUUUGGGGUUUCUGGGCUCUCAUCCAAGCCAAAUACUCCUCCAUCGAUUUUGACUUCCUGGGGUAUGCCGUGCUACGUUUCAACCAGUACUUCAAGACUAAACCUGCAGUGAUGGCCCUGCAGAUCCCAGAGUGAGAGGAGGCGACGGAAGCCAGAAGGAUGAGGAGAGGAGCCCAGAAGGAGGUGUGUUUGAAGGUUAAAUGCUGGGACUUCCUCUCCCAUGAAGACGCUUCUGUGAGCCAGCUGUUGAUGGACCACUCCUCGGUCAGCCUGGCAUCCUUUUCCUGCAACAAGCGCAAUUACUCUUUGAUUCCCCCAAACUUUAGCUCCACGUACGUCACCGCUGUAGCCCGAGAAUGACAAAACUUUCAUGUGUGUAUGUGUGCAAGUGCAUUCGUCUGCGUUUCUAAUAUAUGUUGAAAAAGCGUCACGCUUUUCCUCUUAGAGCAGCUGAACCAGGCGUAGAGAGGUCUGUGUUUGGGAUAGGACACCAAAAUGUUCCACAACGCUGGUAAUGAUGUCACAAGAGGAAGGAGAGGGUUGAAGAGUGUCAGGACGAUGGUUUGUUUUCUGAAACUGACUACAGGUGCAGCCUGGUGUUAGUCCCAUUGUAUGUGUGUGUCUUGUGUGUGUUCCUUCCUCUGUCUCUACAUAUUUUAACACAUUGUGACCUUUUCUCGGUUUUUUUUUUUCCAUCACCUUUGGUGCUAAGUGCCCGUAGCUUUCUGCACUGAGCUUUCCUCGGGGUGUCCUUUCCUGUGCCCCCUGUUUUUCCUGUUGAAGCACUUUCAGCUUCUUUCACCACAUCUUCCACUUAUUCACAGCAAACUGCUGCUGCUUAUGCUGCUAGAAUUGUAAGACUUGUCUGCGUGUUAGUUGGUGUUUCAUGCCAAACGCCACGUGUUUGGAACAGCAAAUGGAAAGGUUUAGGUUGACUCACUGUUAAAGCUAAAUGUGCAUUUAUUUAUUUGUAUUAACAUCUCAGGUUAACAACUCUUUGGAAAGUGGUACUGAAGGAGGUGGAGGGGAUGGCUACAAAGACGAGACCUCUGUGUGUGUUCCUGUCCUUGAGCAUUAUUUCCACCUUUUUGACUUUUAUGGUUACAGCGCAUCGCUCUGUUAAAUUUUCCAUUUAAGGUUUCCAGACAUUUUGGAAAGUCACCACCUCUGUCAUCCUCCCUGUGCCAUGUCCUCCUCUCCCUUUAUACCCUUUCAUCUUUGAUCGCUCACCAGUUCCCAGUUUUGGUCUUUGGUUGCUUCUCCCUUUACUCUGCGGAGGUUUAUGCAUCUGUUUUUCAAACCGUCCUGAAAUCAUAGCCCAGUCUCAGUCCCAUGCUGUAAUCCACUCUAUUCAUCUCAGAUUUAGUGUCAAAACUUCUUACAUAAUUACAUAUUGCAUAAGUUUUAUCUGGGGUCAAAUCAAGUGGAGCUUUCAAAAAGAAUCUGGCGUGGGUUAGCUGGGGGGGGGUGUCUGUCACGAGAUCAGCUACUGUUUUCCUGGGAAAAAGACCUGACUCUGAAAGACGAAGAAAUCAUUAACGCACAAAAGUACUCACAGCUUAGAAAGCAGGCUUCUUUGAAAUCUAGCUUGUCUGUUUGUUAGUAAAUAAUUUUUUUCAGCUUAACUUUUGACUGAACACCUAACUAAGCAGAAAUGUAUCUGUUCAAGCCUGUCACCUUUUUCAAAAGGCCAGACAGAUUGAGUGUAAUGUGAAACAUAGACUGUAUAGAAAAGAUGGAUGUAAUGUGAUGUAAUGCACUGUGAUGUCAGCCAUUGGUGAGCAGAGUCUCAUUUUGAAGCCUCGAGUUCUUUCUGAGAUGUGGCUCACAGAUUUUGUCAGUCAUAUGCAAAAUCGUACAGUACUGUAGUUAACUUCUGACUCAAUAAUAACUAGUAAUAAGUUAAUAAUUAAUAUAAUAAGAAUAAUAACGUACAAAAAUUACAUAUUGGAAAGUGUAAGACUUGAAACUAGUAACUAUUCAGACAAUAAAGUCAUCAAUGAUAUGUUUGCAGAGUUCAAAAACUAAGUUUUUCCAGAGGCUUCUAAGCAGUUGGAUGUCUUUUUGUGACCUCCCUGCAGGGCAUCCCAGUCCCUGCAGGGCAUCCCAGUCCCUGCAGGGCAUCCCAGUCCCUGCAGGGCAUC
Molecule: messenger RNA, 3593 nt
Organism: Pundamilia nyererei
Lineage: Eukaryota; Metazoa; Chordata; Actinopteri; Cichliformes; Cichlidae
Gene: etnk2
Product: ethanolamine kinase 2
Exons: 9
Coding region: 502-1584 (360 amino acids)
Biological process (GO): phosphatidylethanolamine biosynthetic process
Cellular component (GO): cytoplasm
Molecular function (GO): ethanolamine kinase activity
Source: RefSeq, a predicted model, not a curated record